Rhagoletis pomonella (apple maggot) is the source of this 1013-nucleotide messenger RNA. RefSeq names its product cuticle protein 8-like. Lineage: Eukaryota; Metazoa; Arthropoda; Insecta; Diptera; Tephritidae. The coding region runs from base 99 to 620 and encodes 173 amino acids. The transcript has 3 exons. Gene Ontology annotation, cellular component: extracellular matrix. The record is from RefSeq and is a predicted model, not a curated record.
AAUUCAAGUCGCAUAGACCGAAAUAAAGUGGGAAGUCAAGAGCUAACUGUAAUUUUUUAAAUUCAAAAUAAAGCAACAAAAUAAAACCUAAUAUAAAAAUGGCCUUUUUCAAAUCUUUGGUGUGUUUGGCUGUGUUAAGCGUUGCCUCUGCUGGCAUUCUGCAUCAUGGUGGACACGGUGCCGGUUUAUACGCUGCUGCACCGCUGGCGGUUGCACAUGGACCUGCCCACGAUGAAGGACUCGACUAUUAUGCCUACCCCAAAUACCACUACAACUACGGUGUUGCCGACUCACAUACCGGUGAUGUGAAGUCACAGCACGAAGUUCGCGAUGGUGAUGUGGUGAAGGGCUCUUACUCGCUCGUCGAACCAGACGGUUCGGUGCGCACUGUCGAGUAUACCGCCGAUGACCAUAACGGUUUCAAUGCCGUCGUCUCCAAGAGCGCCCCCACCAUCCAUCAUGCCGCUCCAGUUGCUGUUGCGCACGCUCCCGUACUCUCUCAUGGUCCAGUAGUUGCGCACCAUGUUGCCGCCGCUCCAGCUUUAUCAUUGGCGCAUCACGCUCCCGCCGCCUACGGAUAUGCCACCCACGAUGCGCACGCCCAUGUCUCUCACUACUAAGAUAGCGAAAUGAACGCACGCUAAUAAUGGACCUGACCCCACUCCAAACAAACAAGCGUUAGAAUUUAUUUAUUAACGAAUAUCUAAUAUUAAUAUAUUGAAAAUCCCAUGCUACGAUGACGACCGAAUAAGUGAAAAAGUGGAAAGGGCGAGAUGGUGUAUCAUAAAAUCGCGAUUACUUAUCGAUCAACCAAAAGUCGGCCGAUAUUUCGGCACCGAAGCGCAGUGUGUGUAAAUAGGGAUUUCAUAAAUGUCUUCACAAUACAUACUCUACAGCCAUAUGCUUUCAAUACUCUCGUAUUUUUAUAACUUCAUCUGCUCUUUUCAUUAUCGUUCUCUAAAGCUAAUGCAUGCAAACCUGUAAUCUUGCCAAUAAAAACACUGCCAUUCAUA